GUGAGUUGUGAGUAGUAGACUGUGGAUGAUGGCUGUACAAGAAUAAGUGAAAAACAAAAGAGAGUUUUAGUAACCAAGAGACACAAACGAAUAAAUUUUCAUCAGUUUUUCAUUAGAAGUACUAGAUACGUCGUGGCAGGGAAAGAAAAAUACAAAGAAAAAUACCAAGAAAAUACCGGAACAUACAUUAAAUAGAACCUAUACAAUACUAGAAGAUUGCAGUCCAGGAACAUCGAAGGACAAGAUCGACUCAACUCCACCAGUCUUAGAAGGUAACGUCGUCGACUUAUUAACUCCAGGAACAUCGAAGGACAAGAUCGACUCAACUCCACUAGACUUAGAAGCUAACCUCAUCGACUUAAUAGCCUCAAUGACAUUAUCUGAAGUGGACGACAAAAAAAAAUCGACUGCAGAAGAAAAGUUAGCCGAAGUACUGGAAAGCGCCAACGCACUUGUUAAAACGAUUUCAAAACGGGACGAUGUGGAUCCAAACACAGCAAUUAUGGCGCGCCAAUUACUCAGUAGUGUGAUGGAAUUAAAAGAUUUACCCUCCACCAAUACUAGAGCAGAUGAAAAUUUGGUUCAGCAAGCAAUUGCGGCCAAAAAAAACGAGGAAAAACUGAAUGUUGUUAUUUCCGAGUAUGAAAAAACGAUUGCAAAACUAAUUCGGGAUAAUGCGUGUAUUGCAAAGGAACGUGACAAGGCCAACGAUGAAUUAAUUGAAAUGAAGAAGAAAUAUGAGGAUGAAAUAUUACGGUUAGAAGCAAUCAUUAAAACAUUAGAAUUAAAGAAUAGCUCGUUACAAUCAGUUGUGGAUCAGCGGAACAAGGACUGCAAGGAAUUAGCUAGCAUUUGUGAUGAACUUAUUGCGAAAGUUGAACGUAAAAAUUAACUUUAUUUAUUUACAAUUUAGUAAUUCAAUUCCAAAUUCGCAGUUAAACGUCAGAAACGUCAAACCAGUGUCAAACUUACUCAAAAACUUUUCAAUUUUAAUGAUGUGUAAAAACGUUACGACAAAGUGCAAUCGUGCAAAUUCCAGAACCAGAAGAGUAAGUCUGGCGGCACGACACAUAACUAUAAAACCCUCCUCAUUCCCCAAUCAACAAAUCGGGAUCGAUUUUCAAUUUGUUUUCAAACAUAGUGAUACAAUUUACUUAUUCUGUUCUGUUCUGUAUAACUGUAAUUACUUCCAUUUCCAUCAACGCAUUGCAUUCUGUUCGAAUCGAAUAGAAUUCGCUCGCUAUAUUUCUUUUGUACAGGGUGUAACUUAAAUAAGAGCUCCUUCUUUAUUUUUCGUUUAAUGUUGGAUGUUUAACUCGUUUCCAAGAUAGAGUGAUAACAAUAAUGAAACAUAAGAGUGGUACCGCAAAUGGGUCCUUCGCACCUGUUACUCAAACACGAAACGUUUCCUGGUAAGAGAUCCUCUUUAAAGCAGAUGAAGCUCAUAGCUUCUCCGUCGGGAUUUCUCCCAAGAUUAAUACAUUCAAAGUUUCGGACCCAAACAUUCUCAAAUAACAUAUAUGGAGGUAUCGUUCUCCCCUACAAGUGAGAUCAUCAGAGACCUCCACCCUUCUGUGCUCUAGACCAAAACUGAGUAAUUAAAAGUGGGAGAAUCGGAUCCUAUCAGGGGAUAUGAUAGAUUAAGAAUUAAUCAGGGAAAGUUGGAAAUGAGGAUGUUUUUGAGUUAAAACGUAACGCAACGUUAUCGUAAGUUUUGUCAGUUUGGUUAAGAUCGAGAAGUGUGUAUUUUUAAGUUACACCCUGUAGAUAAUAAUUAGUAUUAAAUUUUUCCAUUAAUAUAUCAAAAUGUCCAUUUUAUAAAAAAGAAAAACUAGUCCGUACUUUAUUCACUUCAUUUUCACUUAGUGGAAAUUAUCAAAAAUUUUUCGAAAUUUAGAAUGGCAAUCGAUUUUGAAAUAUGUAUUUAAAAGUAUUAGGAAACAUUCUGAGACACUAAAACUUCGAGGUGGAUUCAAUCCAUUUUUCAGGACACAUUUGUCCUAAAAUAUAAAUUCUGAAAACCAGACUCUUCGAACGAUAUAACCACGAAAUCUCAGUGUUUGAGUCCGGUUUUUCUCAAAUUUUAGAAACAGUCGAGGGAAUUUUUGCUAUAACCUUAAAAAAAAUUUGGUUAUUUCAUAAAAACAAUUCGAUCGUCAUCUUGGUAUUCUAUUAAUUGACCUUGUGUUGUGGAAUAUUUCCUAAAACAACAUUAUUGCUAUGGCCAUUCUGGAAAAUAAUUUUGAAAAAUGUUUGUAACAUAUGCAAAACUAAAAUAUACCCCCCCCCCCUAGAUAUAUUUUCACAAUCACUAAAAAAAUAGCACACUAAAAAAGAAAAUAGUGAACUUGUUCUUGUUUACAGUAUUUGUAUAGAAAGUAUUUUAGAGUGUUCGCAGUCGUAAGUGAGACCCCCUAUCCAAGGGAUCCAAGCCCCUGUCAAAAAAAACUUCAAAACUUUCUAAGUUAAAAAGUUGGAACGUUUAACCAUCGUACAGAGUUGUUCGUGUCUCGGCGAAAUCGAAUUUUUUUUAUAGACCAAUUUCUUUUGAAGCUUGUCGCCUUUUGUUUUUGAAAAGAGGGCAUGCCAUGUUGGUUUGUCCCAAGUUCUAGGGGGUCUCAUUCUCACUUAAUAAACGCUAAACCGCUUUCUAUAAUUUUAUUUAAAAUUUUUAUAGAUGUGUUAUUGAGAUGUAAAUUUAUUGGCUGAUCGAUAUUCUUCAGGAUUUUGGCAACUUUGAUUCAUGUUCUUUGAUUAAUCGUCUAAAAUGAACUUUGAUCCAAUUUUUUAUUUUUUGGAGUAAAAGGUGUUUUUUUAAGUUGAGGUGUACUUGAAACUCGAAAAAUAAGUUUCAUCGCGACAAGAUGUGUGUCUUUCUUUUUUCGUUUGAUGGAUUUUGUUCGAUUAAACUUGUUUUUCGAGUUGCACGUAUAUCUCAAGUUAAAUAAAACAACCUGUAUAUUGAGUUUUAUAUAAUUCCGUUCGGUUCGUUCCGUUCAAGAUCCAUUUUGAAUAUCGAACAGUCGAUACAAAUUUGAAUAUUAAGGUAUUUCGUUUCGUACCCAUAAUCCAUCGUAUUAAUAUUAAUAUUAAUAU
Messenger RNA from Chrysoperla carnea, 3096 nucleotides. Its product is annotated as transforming acidic coiled-coil-containing protein 1-like. The record is from RefSeq and is a predicted model, not a curated record. The transcript has 5 exons. Gene Ontology annotation, cellular component: cytoplasm. NCBI's taxonomy places the organism in Eukaryota, Metazoa, Arthropoda, Insecta, Neuroptera, Chrysopidae. The coding region runs from base 371 to 892 and encodes 173 amino acids. Gene Ontology annotation, biological process: mitotic spindle organization; cell population proliferation.